This is a messenger RNA of Phytophthora infestans T30-4, 453 nucleotides long. RefSeq lists its product as uncharacterized. The coding region runs from base 1 to 453 and encodes 150 amino acids. NCBI's taxonomy places the organism in Eukaryota, Oomycota, Peronosporomycetes, Peronosporales, Peronosporaceae. The record is from RefSeq and is a predicted model, not a curated record. The transcript has a single exon.
AUGGGUCGCUGCAGGCGCGUCGUGAUACUCAUUGCUGUUAGUUCCGUUCAAAGUGGAGGCCAAACGCGUAGCCUCAGCUGUAGUGUCUCCGUCAAUGUAAUCGCAACUGGAGGUUGUAGACGGUGUGCUGGUAUAGUUUCGCUUCGUUCGAGCACCCUCCUGAGCUGCUUGUUUCCUGCUACAAGUGCGUUUCCUUCCAGAAGGUCGUGCACGCGAUGUCCCACUUAUCUGUGUGCUGGGUCUUCAACACGUCGAAAGCACGCGAAAAAAAUGACUUGCUACUGCAAGACUAAAUGCACAAGUUUUGGUGCAGAUUGUCCAAAACAAUAUUGGCCCAUCAGUGGUCUCGAAAAAAAAAAUCUGACUUGCUGCAAGAAAAAAAACUUCUUGCAAUCGACAACCACUAUUAGUGAUAAAAAGAUUUUUUGUAACUCAGUGAGAUUUUGGUCCUGA